Styela clava is the source of this 1018-nucleotide messenger RNA. The record is from RefSeq and is a predicted model, not a curated record. Lineage: Eukaryota; Metazoa; Chordata; Ascidiacea; Stolidobranchia; Styelidae.
AAAGACAAGGAAACUUCUUCUGCCCAAGCUUCAACCGUCCUUGCCACAUCCCCGUGGUCAACAAAGGAAGCCUUUCUUUCUACUGUACUCCCACAAACUACAAAAGUCGAACACAGUACAGAAAACUUACUAUACAAAGCUGCGGAUUGCUCGGAAUACAGAGAAAAUUUAUCUCGACUAGGACGAAGAGUUACUGCAGGAAAAGAAACAAUUAAGAUUACGUUAGAUGGAGAGAUUGCAAAUGUUAAUUGCGAUUUUGAUGAAUCGAACGCAUGGACAGUUAUUCAACGUAGAAUGGAUGGAAGUGUAGAUUUUUACAGAGGAUGGGAGGAUUACAAAAAUGGCUUCGGAAAUCCUGAUGGAGAGUUAUGGCUGGGUCUAGAUAAGCUCCACAAAAUGACUUCAAGAAAAAGCUAUAGUUUACGAAUUGAUCUCUUAAACUGGGAAGGCGAAAAAAGAAAUGCUGCUUACAGUACCUUCCGAAUUGGAGACGAAGAUUCAAAUUAUCGCCUCACUGUAUCGGGAUACUCCGGAAAUGCAACGGAUGGGAUGAGUUAUCACAAUGCUAAACCAUUUAGUACCCAUGAUAGAGAUAAUGAUGCACAUAGCAGUACUCACUGCGCUGAAUAUUAUCAUGGAGCAUGGUGGUAUGAUACUUGUUAUAGAGCAAAUCUGAAUGGGAAAUAUUACAAAAGUUCGUCAGGGCCUGGAGGCAAUGGGGUAUCUUGGAAAUUUUGGGAUGGGGAUGAUUAUUCCCUCAAAUUUGUCCAAAUGAAAAUUAAGCCAAAUUAGCAAGCAAUUUGUAAUAUUGAUCAAAAUUAGAUAAAUUUCUAACAUCUGUAAACAGUUUGUUUAAACUUUUUUAAAUAUGAUAUGUAUUGGAAGUAAUCUUUAAGUUGCAAUGCCUUAUAACUGGCUGAAUUUGGUGAUAGCAAUACAUUGCAGUGAUAAACUUUCCAAACAGAUCAUCGGUUUUAUGAAUCAGUUGCACCAACUGAGCUUGACACUCAAGCGACUU